GGAAGCCACAGUGGGGUCAGGGAGCAACUUCAGAGUGGGAUAACGUAUGGCAGCUCUGCUAAAAACACUGCAUAGAGCAAGCAGGAUGCUGCAGUCAGAGCAGCCAGGCUGUGUUCCUAGAGGACAACAACGGUGACUGAUGAGUGCGGCAGUGCCUUUUGUCUGACAGCUCUCCAGCAUCACAGGAAGGUGUGUGAUGGACACCAUCAGAUUGGCUCCAGCAGUGAGUGGUAUCUGUGGGUGAAGAGCUGCUGCAUGAGCUGCAUGCUGCCUUUCUGUACACCUCAUACCAGCUCAGUAGGGGAAUGCAGCAUUAACAGUGUCAUGAAACAGUACCGUGAAAUAGUGAAUCUAUUAAAAAAGUGAGGAAAGGUAGAACAAAGUGCAUCCUGAGGAGAGAUGGGUACGACGAGGACCUACCACUGCAUCCCCAGCCCAGGGCUGAUCCAGAGAGCAAAGUCCUGGGGCAGGAUGCAGUGAGCCCACAGGGAAGAAAAGGAAAGGAAGAAAAGGGUAUUUGCCCUUCACAGCUGAGCCAAAGCUGAACAAAAUGCCACAGAAGGGAGUGAAAAACUACAGUGACUGCACCCUGUAAAGCCAACUGAGGGCAUACCCAAAGGAAAGGGGGAAAGUCUUAUUUGUCACAGCAAGGCAGAGCUUGGGGACAGGCUGCUGCUUAGGCAGAAGAGCAUGGGGCUGGGCAGGAGGUUUUUUGUCUGCACUGGGACUGUAGCACCCAUACUUGGCAAUGUGUCUUUGAAGCCCCAGAAUGGAAUCUCUCAGCAAUGGAAAUCCUUCACAUUUUCGAAAUGGGUGUCUGUGCCUGGGAUUAAUGGCAUGGCUCUGCUUCAAAUUGCAAUGUAAUCUAAUUGAAAAGUGAGCUUUUCUCCUCAUCCUUUCCUCCACUCCACAGGUUAGGUAUGAUGAGCACUCUUUCUCUGCAAUCACAGUUGCUCUUUCUAUCUGAAAAUACAUUUUCUGAGGCUGCAGAGACAUCUGGAGCGAGCACAGAGCUGACAGCAGAGUCAGGCUGCUGCUGCAUUAACCUGUCUGGGAGGAAACACAUCUCACAGCCCGGGAUGGAUACAGACAGCCCGGCCUGGCCAGCAGAGCUCCCAUCAUGGGGUGGGUAAGACUUUCCCCAGUGGAGUGACACCAGUUUCUUUGAGAUAGGGUGACUGUGAGACAGCUGAUGGGAGGAGGUUGAAGACCCCCAGGGAAAGCACUGCUCUGCCCCAGCCCAAGGGAAAUGGGGAAAGCAUCAUCCUGGUCCCAUCCUCCUGAGAUGACGAAGGAAGACAGGACCCCAGCUGGGCUCCUUCCUCCACCUCCUCCUGUUCCUCCUCUUCCUCUCCUUGGCUCAGCUGUGAACCAGGACCCAACAAGUGUAGGUGAGGAGCACAUGCAUGAGGGGGUCUGGGGGGAUUCUGGGGGUCCCCAGGGCUGAGAAGGAGGUUGCAGGGAUUGGGGUUUUCUGGAUGCUCCCCGCCCCUCCUAGCAGUGGUUCAGCGAGGGAGGGGGGAGAAGGGGGUUUGCAGGAGAGGUGGGUGGAGAAGAAAGGGGAGGGGGAAACGGUUGGGAAGGAGGGGAGAUCACCAGUGCUUGUAGAAUCUGUGCAGCACCCAUGGAGAAUGGUUCAGCCAGCCCCGGAGCCACGCUGGGCAACCAAACAUUGGGCAGGAUGCCCCGACAGCCCCUGGAGCUCCAGGUGGUCACCAUCCUGCUGGUGCUGCUCGUCUGCGGGGUGGGCAUAGCAGGCAAUGCCAUGGUGGUGCUGGUGGUGCUGCGCACCAAGCACAUGGUGACCCCCACCAACUGCUACCUGGUGAGCCUGGCUGUGGCCGAUCUGCUGGUACUGCUGGUGGCUGGGCUGCCCAACAUCUCCGAAGUGGUGGCUUCCUGGGUGUACGGCUACGCCGGCUGCCUCUGCAUCACCUACCUGCAGUACCUGGGCAUCAACAUCUCCGCCUGGUCCAUCACCGCCUUCACAGUGGAGCGCUACAUUGCAAUCUGCCAUGCCAUCAGGGCACAGCUCCUGUGCACCGUGGCCCGCGCCAAGCGCAUCAUCUCCUCACUGUGGAUCUUCACCUCCGUCUAUUGCCUCGUGUGGUUCUUCUUAGUGGACACGUCCCAGGUCACGUUCUCAGAUGGGGAACAAGUCAGCUGCGGCUACCGCGUCUCCAGAAGCCUUUACAUGCCCAUUUAUUUCUUGGAUUUUGCUGUCUUCUACGUCAUCCCGCUGGGUCUUGCAGCCGUCCUCUAUGGCCUCAUUGCACGCAUUCUAUACAUGAGCCCCCUGCCCGCUGCCCCUCAGCAUGCCCUGGGCUCAGCACAUCGGGGCGGCUCCCUCCAGCAGUCCUGCCAGGGCAGCAGGGGGACCCUGAGCUCCCGCAAGCAGGUGACCAAGAUGCUGGCUGUCGUGGUGGUCCUCUUCGCCCUUCUGUGGCUGCCGUACCGCACACUGGUGGUGGUGAACUCCUUCGUGGACCCUCCGUACCUCAACAUUUGGUUCCUCCUCUUCUGCCGGAUGUGCAUCUACCUGAACAGUGCCAUCAACCCCAUCAUCUACAGCCUGAUGUCGCAGAGAUUCAGAGCUGCCUUCAGGAAGCUCUGCAGGUGCGGAUGGAAGAGCACGGAGGUGCCCACACCACGCAGCGUCCCGGUGCUCUAUAGCAGAGCAAAGGAUGGCUCUCAGGGCAGCUCCGAGCACGGCACCCACCAGGAUGACCUGAAUGGUCCCCCUGCACCUGUGAGAAGCAGGGCUGCCAUGCACACACCGGGACCCUGACACAAUGCAGGCAGCAGGAGCUGUGCGGCUGUGUGCACCACGCUGGGAAAGUGCCAACAGAAAUUGCUUGGGCAUUGCAACAAGCUUAAGUUAAUACCUCUCCAGGGCAUUUAACAGAACAGAUUCUUGGAGGCAAAAUAAUUUGCUUUUCCUUAAUGCUAAUUUAUUCUUGCGUGUUGAAGCGUUAGGCGCAGGUCAAUGUUCAGCAUCUCUAAAGAAUCUGUAGUUAAAUAUAGCAGUGCAACGCCAUUCUGUGUUAUGUGCAAGUGCAGCUGCUUGUUGAGUCAGGCCAGAGCAUGGGAAGGAAAUGCAGGAAGAGAAGGGCAGUCAAGGAAAACCUGUCGCCAGAGCAGAUUUCCUAGAGGGUGAGCUUCCCCUACCCAAAUGUAGGAGGCUUCUGACAUGAGCUGCUCCUCCAGGGGUCUGUUGGAAUUAGCAGGACAAUGUGGCACUUUGUCCUCUCAUUCCAGGAAGAGAUGAAUGCACUCCUCUGGUGUGUUAUUUCCUUCCACCAACACCAAAGGGACCACUCUGCCUCUCCAAUGGAGACUCGUGCAUUACACGUGGCUGAAGCUGGGUGUCAUGAACCUCACCCCGUGCUUCUGUGCCAUUGCUGUGCCAACCAGCCCAAGGACACUUGCCCCAGGCUCACAAGCGACUCUCUGGACUGGGAGUAAAAUGUAAGAUCACACAGGAGGCAGAUGCCAAGGCUCCUGCCAAGCAAAACAAGAGGCAGCCACCAGUGACCCUGAAGUGACCGCACACCAUUCUUCGAGCAGCCAGUUCAGCCUCAGCAUCCACCACUGCUUCACAACAAACCAGAGCAUUUAAUCAGAACUUUACCUCUGCUUUGGAAAAGGUCUGUGUGACAUUUCAGAGUGGACACAAUCUUAAAAAACCUUUUUUGUGUCUAUGGGAAAUAACUGCCCUGGGCAAAGAGACCUCAUUCCAUGCAGGGAAGGGUUCAGGGUCUAUUUUGUUUCCAUGUGGUGUGGCUUUGCGUGUGUGAUUAUUGUAUUGUGAAUUAUUAAAUCAUCUAUUCGGGCUCAA
This is a messenger RNA of Gallus gallus (chicken), 3838 nucleotides long. RefSeq names its product thyrotropin-releasing hormone receptor-like. The transcript has 2 exons. Gene Ontology annotation, molecular function: thyrotropin-releasing hormone receptor activity. NCBI's taxonomy places the organism in Eukaryota, Metazoa, Chordata, Aves, Galliformes, Phasianidae. Gene Ontology annotation, biological process: phospholipase C-activating G protein-coupled receptor signaling pathway. The coding region runs from base 1625 to 2788 and encodes 387 amino acids. Gene Ontology annotation, cellular component: membrane. The record is from RefSeq and is a predicted model, not a curated record.